CUGAGUUUAAUCCCUGGUACCAAAAAAAUAUAUAUUCAGUCUGCAUUUAGAUAUUUUAAGACUUGUUAUAAAGUGAGUACAUUUUUAUGUAAACAUACCAGUAUUCACUAAUCAGUUUAUAAACUCUUAUCUCAGAAUGACAUACCACAACUGUAAAUUUCACUUAAGUUUAUGCUGUUUCAGUGAGGUGUGCUUACCUUGUGCUCCGUGUGUAUCCUUCUUCUACACACUCCUUGUAAUGAACUCUGCUACUGUAGGGACCUUAACCACUACUGAAAGCACACAAAACAAGUAUUUCUAGUUUUCACACUUUUCCAUUUUCCAUUUAGAGUCCAGACUUUCUUGAAGAGAGUUCAUAAUUUAAUAGUAUUCCUUUUCUAUUUUUGAACAUGUCUUCCACACCUGGUGCAUUUUUUCCAACAACUCUUCUCUUGGAGCAUCUGCAACAGAUGACUGGCACAGCCAGAGCUUUGUAUAUACCAGGUAUAGGUUUACAGGCCUGCUGGUUAAAAAUACCCUGCCCUCUUUUUCAGUGUCUUUCUUUGGAUGGUGCCAGGACGCAGACAUUACACUUUUGUAUUGGUACCAAUCCGAAGUGAUUUCUGUAGGAUUGCAGUCAUCAUUUCAUGUGCGAUUAUGUUUGAACGAGAAUAAAUUCUGGUGAGGUUGCCAGUGAGUAUUGGGAAGAAUGAAAGCUCUUCAGCUGACAUUUGCAUAGUAUCCAUCAAUUGUUAAAAGCAAGCCUUUUUAUCAAUUUUUUUAGUCAGUACUGGAGAUUGAACCCAGAGCCUGUCAAAUGCCAGGCAAGCACUGCAGCACUGAGCUACACCCUCAGCUGUUUUUAUUUCGAGACAGGGUCUUGCUAAGUUGCCCGGGCUGGCCUGACACUUGCAAUCCUCCUGCUUCAGCUUCCUGAGUAGCUAGGAUUAUAGGUGUGUACCACCAUGUCCAGGCCAUUAUCAAGUUUCUGAUCAGUUUUUUGUUGUUGUUGUUUUUUUUCAAAUUUGUCUGUCUGGUGUUUGUUUUUUGCUUUCAGACAAGAUCUUGCUAAAUUGUCCAGGCUGAUCUUAAACUUACAAUUCUGCCUCAGCAGCCCAAGUGCUGGCGUUGCAGAUGUGAGACACCACAUCUUUUGUUUAAGUAAUUAUUUCAAAUAAAUCAUUUUUCCUUAAACUAAAAAUGAAUGCUCCAGAAAGAGCCACAGGUGGGGGUAGAGGCCAGGAAGGAAUUGUGCUGUCUGGCUGUGUAUAAGAAAAAUAUGUUGUAUUUCCAGGUUUUAAAACAUGUUUAAUUCUUCCCUGCUUGAAUUCUGUUACCUUUAGGCUUUUAAAGUGUUUCCCAAAUUGUGUGGUAGUUUUGUAGAAUUUUUCACAUUCUUUUUCAGGCUAAUAAAAUCCUCUUAUCUAGUGCCUUUUGAGAAAUCUAGACCCUUUUAUAGAUACUAAGUAUCAAAGAAAAGCUAUAAGCAUUUAAUAAUUGUGCUUUGUUUACUUUAACUCUUUAUUUAGAUCUUCUUGUACCUUAUAAAUUCUUUUUUUUUUUGGUACCAGGGAUCGAACUCGGGUCCUUGUGCUUGUGCAGCAGGUGGCGAAACCACUGAGCUAAAUCCCCGGCCCUGUACCUUAUAAAUUCUUAUAGAAGGGCUUCAAGCUCUUCAUGUGAUACUUUCAGUCCAGAACUUUGCUACAUAGGGUAAAUCCUUUGCUGAGCUUCUUAGGAAAGAAAAGAUAGCUCCAAUACCUUAGUAUUUAAAUCAUACCAAAAGUAUUGUCUUAGUAAGUCAUUAACAUACAUAAAUAGAGCCUGAAUUUUAUGUAUGUCACAUGUGCCUUUUUUCUCUCUUUUGCUGUGAUACCACCUGGGAAAAUCCAGAAGAUUGGAUAACCAAGAAAUGACUAAUCAAGAGUCUGCUGUACAUAUGAAAAUGAUGCCAGAAUUCCAGAGAAGUUCGGUUCGCAUCAAGAACCCCACAAGAGUAGAAGAAAUUAUCUGUGGUCUUAUCAAAGGAGGAGCUGCCAAACUUCAGAUAAUAACAGACUUUGAUAUGACACUAAGCAGAUUUUCCUACAAAGGGAAAAGAUGCCCCACAUGUCACAAUGUCAUUGAUAAUUGUAAGCUGGUUACAGAUGAAUGUCGAAAAAAGUUACUGCAGCUGAAGGAGCAGUAUUACGCUAUCGAGGUGGACCCUGUGCUUACUGUGGAGGAGAAGUACCCUCACAUGGUAGAAUGGUAUACAAAGUCACACGGUUUGCUUGUUGAGCAAGGUAUACCAAAAGCUAAACUCAAGGAAAUUGUGGCAGAAUCUGAUGUUAUGCUCAAGGAAGGGUACGAGAAUUUCUUUGAUAAGCUCCAACAGCACAGUAUCCCUGUGUUUAUAUUUUCGGCGGGUAUCGGUGAUGUUCUAGAGGAAGUUAUUCGUCAAGCUGGAGUUUAUCAUCCAAAUGUUAAAGUCGUGUCCAAUUUCAUGGAUUUUGAUGAAAAUGGGAUGCUCAAAGGAUUUAAGGGAGAACUAAUUCAUGUAUUCAACAAACACGACGGUGCCCUGAAGAACACAGACUAUUUCAGCCAGCUAAAAGACAACAGCAACAUAAUUCUGCUGGGAGACUCCCAAGGGGACUUGCGAAUGGCAGAUGGGGUGGCCAAUGUUGAGCACAUUCUGAAAAUUGGCUAUCUAAAUGAUAGGGUAGACGAGCUAUUGGAAAAGUACAUGGACGCUUACGAUAUUGUCUUAGUAAAAGACGAGUCACUGGAGGUGGCCAACUCCAUUCUGCAGAAGGUUCUGUAGCAGGUGUGUGUGGAAGGGCCUGGCUCCUGGGCCGCUCGGCUCCUUCCUGGCGAAGACUUAUUUAUGUGGUUCUUGGCGUUGACGUCUCCUGCACGCAGUGAAGUGUUGUCCGACGCAGAGCAGCCAUCAACUGGAAACCCCUCUCCCACCAUUCAGUACACUCCUCGUCAUGUUUUUUUUUUUUUUUGUACCGGGGAUCGAACUCGGGUCCUUGCGCCUGCAAGCCAGGCGGCAGAACCACUGAGCUAAAUCCCCAGCCCUCGUCAUGUUUUUUAAUCACUUAAAAAAAGAAGCUUUACAGCCAGAAUUAGAAGUUAACUUUCGGGCCAGGGAUUUAGCUCAGUGUUUCUGCCACCUGCCUUGCAACCACAAGGACCCGAGUUCGAUCCCUGGUACCAAAAAAAAAAAAGAAGUUAACUUCCUACUUUUCCAAGGUGAAUUUUGUAGUUAUCAUGCAUUUUUUGAGGUUUUUUUUACAACAGGAACAUUUGUAGAAGUUUAAAGUGUUUUAUGAAAUGGUGAAAUAAUGUGCAUGAUUUUAAGGAUUGCCGCAUUUGUAAUUUGGGUGGAUUAUGCCAGUGUUCUCACCAUCUCCCAAACUGUAUGACACGUGGUGAUUCCGCCUGGGAAAAUCAAGACUGGGCGUCCACACCCGCGAUGUCAGAGCACUGAUAAUAAACAUGAGAUGAACCUUUUAAA
Heterocephalus glaber (naked mole-rat) is the source of this 3484-nucleotide messenger RNA. The record is from RefSeq and is a predicted model, not a curated record. NCBI's taxonomy places the organism in Eukaryota, Metazoa, Chordata, Mammalia, Rodentia, Bathyergidae.